AGGAUAAGACUUGUUGUUGCACAUACAUUUGUAAGCCAUGGGACAAGUCUCGGCUUCCUCGAGGCUGGAGCACACAAAACUAACCAUCACUAGUCUACAUGGCCGACACGACCCGCAUGCGUUCGAGCAGUCCGGCAGCCUCGAUCCUGCGCCCCCUACUUCCUCCGUCCUGCUCCUCGUAUCGCCUCCGCCCUUCUCCGCCGUCUUUCUCACUUCUAUUCCUUUGUCGCCGCCGCCGCCAUCCCCCGCCGUGCUCCCUACCUCAACAACUUGGUCUGCAUUAAGUGCAAGAUCAAGUCACGUAAAUUUGGAUGCUGUGAAGAAAUGGGAAAGAAAUACGAGCGGCAUGGCAUUCUACAUUUACGCCGUAUACAAGCCCAAAAUUCCAUCCUACCGCGUCAACGGCCUUGAGGUUAAGAAAUUCGACGUUCAAUGGGAUUUUAGCCUCAAGACUGUUUUUACGGUCGCGGUCACGGCGGACAACCCCAACACCAACAUUGGGUUCAAAUACGGCAAGGACAGUUCUGUCAUUGUCACCUACACCGACUCUGUUCUCUGCUCCGGGAAGCUUCCUAGCUUCCAUCAAGGAGCAGAGAAUGUGACAGAGAUGAAGAUUCAACUGGACGGGGUUAGCAAAUUCGGGUCGGGUCUUCAAGAGGCUUUUCAAGAGAGUAAAGAUACUGGGAAAAUACCUUUACUCGUGAAGGUUAAGGCACCAGUAAAGGUGGUCAUAGGGAGCUUGUCCUUGAGGGAAGCCAUUGUUUAUGUCAAUUGCUCCCUCGUGGUCGACAAGCUCCAACCAGGGAAGAAAGUUGGCAUUGUUAAGUCGAACUACUCCUUUGAUGUUUCCUUUUGAUAUGAUGUGGGGGAUCAUUGAAUUUACUAGAUUCAUACAUAUGUGUUGCAUUCAAAGAAAUUCAAUCCAAAACAAAAUUUGAGUACAUGG
This is a messenger RNA of Cuscuta campestris, 946 nucleotides long. The record is from the annotation of a GenBank genome assembly. NCBI's taxonomy places the organism in Eukaryota, Viridiplantae, Streptophyta, Magnoliopsida, Solanales, Convolvulaceae.